UCUUGAGAUCAGUCUUCCCGGCUGCCGCAGCCAUGAAGGUCGAGCUGUGCAGUUUCAGUGGGUACAAGAUUUACCCUGGACAUGGGAGGCGCUACGCCAGGACCGACGGGAAGGUUUUCCAGUUUCUUAAUGCAAAAUGCGAGUCGGCAUUCCUUUCCAAGAGGAAUCCUCGGCAGAUAAAUUGGACUGUCCUCUACAAAAAGCACAAAAAGGGACAGUCGGAAGAAAUUCAAAAGAAAAGAACCCGCCGUGCAGUCAAAUUCCAGAGGGCCAUCACUGGUGCAUCUCUUGCUGAUAUAAUGGCCAAGAGGAAUCAGAAACCUGAAGUUAGGAAGGCUCAACGAGAACAAGCCAUCAGGGCUGCCAAGGAAGCAAAAAAGGCUAAGCAAGCAUCUAAAAAGACAGCAAUGGCUGCUGCUAAGGCUCCUACGAAGGCAGCACCUAAGCAAAAGAUUGUGAAGCCUGUGAAGGUUUCUGCACCCCGAGUUGGUGGAAAACGCUAAGUUCGCAGAUCAGAUUUUAAAUAAAUAUCUGACUAUAACUAGA
Lynx canadensis (Canada lynx) is the source of this 546-nucleotide messenger RNA. It is a transcript of the gene RPL24, whose product is annotated as ribosomal protein L24. The record is from RefSeq and is a predicted model, not a curated record. Gene Ontology annotation, biological process: cytoplasmic translation. Gene Ontology annotation, cellular component: cytosolic large ribosomal subunit. Lineage: Eukaryota; Metazoa; Chordata; Mammalia; Carnivora; Felidae. Gene Ontology annotation, molecular function: structural constituent of ribosome; mRNA binding.